UAAAUAAACAAACUAAAUCGUCUCUCUUCCUUCUCCUUCCCUCUCAUUGAUUCGGGGCGGCGGUUCUUUAACGAAUCCCAUUAUGCAGUCCAACGGCGGCAGCGGCUCCUCCGGCUCGGAGCCAUCGUCUCAGGAGCAGCGGCAGCAGAGACAGCCUCCACCUCCGCCACCCCAGCAGCAGCAGCCUUGGAUGGCAAUGCAGUAUCCGGCGGCGCCGGCGGCAAUGGUCGUGCCCCACCCCCACCACCAUCCCCAUCACAUGGUCCCCGCCCAGCACUAUGCGCCCCACCACUACAUGGCUUACGCCCAGUACCAGGUGGCGGCGCCCCUGCCUCCCCAACAGCAGCAGCAGCAGAGGCCCCACCACGGCCAGCAGCAGCCCCAGGGUGGCGGCGAAGAGAACAGGUCGAUUUGGGUCGGUGACUUGCACCAUUGGAUGGACGAGAACUACCUCCACACCUGCUUUGCCUCCACCGGCGAGAUUGCGUCUAUCAAGGUAAUUCGCAACAAGCAGACUGGUCUGUCCGAGGGCUACGGGUUCGUGGAAUUCUUCUCACAUGCUACAGCCGAGAAAGUACUGCAGAACUAUUCAGGCAUUCUGAUGCCUAAUACUGAACAGCCCUUCCGCCUCAACUGGGCAACCUUCAGCACUGGCGACAAGCGCUCUGAUAAUGGCUCAGACUUAUCUAUCUUCGUAGGCGACUUAGCUGCAGAUGUUACGGACAGCUUGUUACACGAGACGUUUGCCAGUAAAUACCCAUCUGUUAAGGCCGCAAAAGUUGUAUUUGAUGUUAAUACAGGUCGUUCGAAAGGGUACGGGUUUGUGAGGUUUGGGGAUGACAACGAGAGGACUCAGGCGAUGACUGAGAUGAAUGGUGUGUAUUGCUCGAGCAGGCCCAUGCGUAUUGGAGCCGCAACUCCAAGGAAAUCAUCUGGCUAUCAACAACAGCACUCUUCGCAAGGUGGAUAUUCAUCAAAUGGUCCUUCAGCUCAAUCUGACGGAGAUUCUACAAACACUACAAUAUUUGUUGGAGGCCUUGAUCCAAAUGUUAGUGACGAGGAUCUCAGGCAGCCUUUCUCUCAGUAUGGGGAGAUAGUCUCGGUCAAGAUACCAACUGGGAAGGGAUGCGGGUUUGUACAAUUCGCCAAUAGGAAUAAUGCUGAGGAGGCAUUGCAAAAGUUGAACGGGACAACAAUUGGCAAGCAAACAGUGCGCCUCUCCUGGGGUCGUAAUCCAGCAAAUAAGCAGUUCCGAGCAGAUUUUGGUAACCAAUGGGGCGGCCCAGUCUACUAUGGAGGGCAAACAUAUGAUGGAUACGGGUACCCUCUACCUCCACCGUACAACCCAACCAUAUAUGCAGCAGCAUAUGGAGCUUACCCUGUUUAUGGAAGCCACCAGCAGCAAGUGAGCUGAUGAGCUUGGGGAGCUACAGGGAAGUGUGUAACCGUACCGCUUGCAAACCUCACCACGAUCUGUCAUGCUAAGACUGAGCGGCGUAUUUAUCACUGUAGUAGCACGCACCUAGUAGCCAGCGGCAAUAGCAGUAGCAGUAUUUCACUGGGUCUGUAGUGGGAAUAUAUAAUCCACUCGUAACGGGGGGGUGGAACUGAAUUUUGAUGAUGAUGACUAGCAAUCAGUUGGUAGUUCGUUCUCUAGGGGAGAUUCGUUUGAAAUGUUCAUUCCCGAAUUUCGGGCAAAACUCAUAAUACUUUCAUUCGUUGGAAAUGGGUGGUCGAGACUGCUGGGGUGGAUUCGGAAUAAGACGUGAUGAGUUUGUGACGGGGCAUGCACUUGAGGAGCUCGAAGAGCUAUUCGCUUGCUUUGCAUUUGAACUUUUCCCUUUUUGGAGCUUCAAUGUUUUUCAUCUUUUAAGAUUCCUAAGAUAGGAAUAGAAUUUUUCUUCCUCGUAGCAUGCAGUAGAAAGAGAUGGAACCUUACGAUUUGUUGGAAGGAUAAAUAGGAAAUAUUAUCGAUCUAAUGACCGUUUUCAUUCA
Punica granatum (pomegranate) is the source of this 1995-nucleotide messenger RNA. Lineage: Eukaryota; Viridiplantae; Streptophyta; Magnoliopsida; Myrtales; Lythraceae. The record is from RefSeq and is a predicted model, not a curated record.